ACCCGAAAUCUACCAAAACCCAUUAUCAUCCUCCGCAUUCGAAAACAGCAUGGUGCCGUUUUUACAAAACUGGACCCACCACCAGAAGAGGGACCCCUCGGAGGUGAGCUUCGACACGAUGACGACGACGACGACGAUGAUGAUGACUGCAGAUUCGAUUGGUGGUGGUGGUGAGGUGGAGGAAUUUGGGUCGGAGGAUGACUUGUUUUCCACAUACAUUAACGUCGACAAGUUAACCAGCGAAGGAGGCGGUAAUGGUGAUGAUAUUGGGAAUGGAAAUGGGAAUUGUAAUGGUGACAGUGGACAAAACGGUGCGGUUCAAAGUGGGACAACUACGACGUCGUUUAAGGGACGGCAGGAUGAGCACAGGCAUAGAAGUUCUAUUGAUAAAUAUGACGAAAUAAUGGAAGCUAAAAAAGCUAUGCCACCUGAUAAAUUAGCUGAGCUUUGGAAUGUUGAUCCCAAACGAGCCAAAAGGAUAUUGGCAAAUCGGCAGUCGGCUGCUCGUUCAAAAGAGAGAAAGGCUCGUUAUAUAAAAGAACUUGAACGCAAAGUUCAGAAGCUUCAGACUGAAGCUACAUCUCUUUCUGCCCAGCUCAGUUUGUUUCAGAGGGAUACAACGGGUUUGAGUAGCGAAAAUACGGAGCUGAAGGUUCGGCUACAAGCGAUGGAACAACAAGCUCAGUUGUGCGAUGCUCUCAAUGAAACGUUGGCGAAGGAAGUGGAGAGGCUUAAGAUUGCAACUGGGGAAAUAAUGGCUUCCUGUGAUUCAUAUAAUUCGACAGUACAGCCAAAUCCAUACAUCGAGUCCACCAUUUUUGCAGUUGUGCAGCAACCAGGUUCAAUUGCUGGCCACCAGAAUUUUCAAUUGCUGACGGACCCCAUCUCUGAUAGCUCACAGAUUGACUCACUAGGGCGAUUACAAGGGCUUGACAUCUGUAAUAGUGGCACAGGAUCGAGUUUUGUGAAAUCCGAAGGCCCUUGCCUUUCUGCAAGUGAAAGUAGCACCACAUUUUGACACCAUUUGACUCUUGUAGUUAACUCAUCCGCGGUGUGGAUGUAAAUUGUUCAUAGACUGACAUAUUAAGUCGUUUAGUACUUCAUAUUUUUACUACCAUUAUUCUUUUCAUACUUGAUUGUUCAUUCUUUUUCUUUUCCCGAAAAUAGGGAAGCUCUCCCAGGUUUUGAUCCAAUGUUCACUGUGUCCUUCGCUGCAUGUUUGGAAUCUGUCAUUUGGGGUAAUAGAAUGUAUGGGAAAGAAGGGUUUUUCUUACGCCCAGUUAAAAUGUA
This is a messenger RNA of Mangifera indica (mango), 1290 nucleotides long. RefSeq names its product transcription factor RF2b-like. The record is from RefSeq and is a predicted model, not a curated record. Gene Ontology annotation, molecular function: DNA-binding transcription factor activity. NCBI's taxonomy places the organism in Eukaryota, Viridiplantae, Streptophyta, Magnoliopsida, Sapindales, Anacardiaceae. The transcript has 4 exons. Bases 50 to 1018 code for a protein of 322 amino acids. Gene Ontology annotation, biological process: regulation of DNA-templated transcription. Gene Ontology annotation, cellular component: nucleus.